AUGGGCUCUCUAUUUCCACCGCAUCAGUCAACUCAGCUGGUUCACAUACCUAAAAAAGGCCAUUUUCUCAAAUGGUCUUGUCAAAAAACUUCACACCAAGCUAUAUCUUUCCUCAUCUUUCAAAAGAUUACCACUUAUUGCUCUCACAACCGGACGACCAACUUACUCAUUUACCUCUUAAUCAAAGCUAACAAAAGCUUUGCACAGACCCAACGAACCGAUCUUCCAGAUAAUGGUCUACGAUUCUUUCCUCCUGAUGCUGUGAAGACGGUAGCCGGCACUGAACCACUGAAGCCAAGUAUAGUAGAUGAAACUGAUUCUCAACGCAUCGUAUCCAUAGCCAUCGGAUUAUCAAUCCUCUUCUCCUUAUUUGUUAUCAGUCUUGUGAUCUUGAUCUGUAUGUCAAAGAGGAGAAAGAGGAAAGAUAAAGAGAUCUUACGGCGCGCUACAUGGCAAAUCACACCACAGGAGGAUUUCUCAGAGAAGCUUCCAGUGGUCACAGUAGAUAACGCUAAGGCUGUUGAAGAGGCUCCGGUGUCCAAUACCAGUUUUGCAAGACUGAGAGAUAGCACUUUCACGGGCCAACAACGAUUGAUCCGUCAAAAGGAUGCACCUAUAAGUACAUCAGAUCCAGAUUCUAAUGCCGAUUUCUAUUUUGCAAGCUCAAGACCAGUGACUGAAGAGAGUGACAAACCAUUGAGGUCGGAGGCAUCAGAACCGAUAUAUGCAAGGAGAGCUCGCUCCUCAUGGUUUACACAGCCUCCUCUCUCGAAAAUACCGGCUCUUCCUCGUUCCCCUUCAGCACCACCACCUGCGAAAUUGCCACCAGAUUCAUCUCAUCUAAAUCCAAAUCUUCCACCUCUGAUUUACGUACCUGAAGCAUUACCUCCCUCACACGAAAAUCCUGCAGCUGCGAAUUUGGACCUAGAUCCAUCUCAUUUGAAUCCUGCGCCAUCCACACUGCAUCCAUCUCUAGUUCACGCACCUGGGGCAAUGCCUUCCCUAAACUUACAUCCUCCAGCGGCAAAACUAGCCCCAGCUUCGUCUCAUUUGAAUCCAACAGCCCCAACACUUCUUCCACCUUUAGUUCAUGUAACUCAAUCAAUACCUGCCCCGAACUCAAAUCCUCCAGCUACGAAAUUGGCGCAGAAUCCAUCUCAUUUGGCGGCGCGACCUUCAAGUCUUCAUCCCCCUUUACUUGAAUUUCCUGAAGCCUUAUCACCCUUCAAUUUCGAUGUUGGAUCAAGGAAUUCUAGAAUACCACCCCAUUAA
Molecule: messenger RNA, 1272 nt
Organism: Melampsora larici-populina 98AG31
Lineage: Eukaryota; Fungi; Basidiomycota; Pucciniomycetes; Pucciniales; Melampsoraceae
Exons: 1
Coding region: 1-1272 (423 amino acids)
Source: RefSeq, a predicted model, not a curated record